This is a messenger RNA of Eupeodes corollae, 3170 nucleotides long. It is a transcript of the gene CrebA, whose product is annotated as cyclic AMP response element-binding protein A. The coding region runs from base 1355 to 3034 and encodes 559 amino acids. Gene Ontology annotation, biological process: regulation of transcription by RNA polymerase II. The record is from RefSeq and is a predicted model, not a curated record. Gene Ontology annotation, molecular function: cAMP response element binding; DNA-binding transcription factor activity, RNA polymerase II-specific. Lineage: Eukaryota; Metazoa; Arthropoda; Insecta; Diptera; Syrphidae. The transcript has 6 exons.
GUACCGCUAACAACGUUUUUGUCGUCAAAAACACCGUCGUCGAGAGACCAGACCAGACCAACAAGUCAGUUAGUUAGUUAGUCAGUCAUUCAGUCUAUCAACAACAAUCUCUCUAACUUUGACUUUGAGUUGAAUUGAGUUGAGAUACUUUUACCUCGUAGCUCGUAUACUCGUCGUAUACACAGUAACUUUGUAUCUUUGCUACUUCGUUGGUUGAUCUUUUUUAUUGCCUGUUUACAGCUAUUUUGUAUUCUUGUCCGGGUUUUAAUAUAUUCUGUACUCUGGUAUUCAGUGUUUCGCUACUGCUGAUGUUCUUUUUGUUUUAAGAAAAAUUUUCCAAAAAUUUCUCCGGACAUUUUAUUCUAAUUUUUUAAAAUUUCAAUAUCAAUCAGUUUCGUGUGUCUAUUCGUUCAAAUUCAAGCUAAUUAAAGUGCAUUUAUCAAUCUAAUAAAUAAUAAAAAACAAAAGUAUCUAAGUCUAAAAUAAUACAGUGUGUAUCUUAAACGUGCCUUUGCAAAGGAAAUUCCGGAAAAGCAACCAACCAGCAACAAAAAUUUAAAAAGUACCUAUACCUACCUGUAGAUUAGCAACAAGUGCUUGUGCAACAAGUGUUUCCAAUCAGAAGAACCGUUAUACCUACAUUUUGAACCUUAUUAUACUUUGGUGUAUUUUUGUUUUUCUUCAAAUAAAUGCCACAAGCAAAUUCAACUAAGAAAAUAAAAGCCAAGAAAUAUGGAAAGAUUCAAUAUUCCAAGAAAUAACAUUAAUUAAUUUAUUAUAAAAGAAAAUCGUGUUCAACUAACCACAUCCUAUAAUUCAUAUCAAGACAACCUGUUGCAUUUUUAAACUUAUGCUUUUUGACCCCCCUCAUCAAAUCAGCACCCAAAUUAUAAAAAUAAAAAUACAACGAACAAAAUAAAAAAAAAACAGUGACUUAAUAAUUAUUAUAUUUUUUAUUGUGACAUAAUUAUUAUUUCUUCUAUUAUACGAAAUAAAAAGAAAGAGAUUACAAAUAAAUUGAAGAUUAGAAAAGUGUUUCUAUAUCUUUAAGAAUUCAAAAUAAAUAAAAAAGAAAGAAAUUAAACAGUAAAGGAAAAAAUAAAUUGAUUUCGUGUUUUAUUUAAUUUUGUUUAUUAUUUUUUUUUAAAGAAAUUUUGUUUUGUUGUACCCACACCGUUAAAGUGAAAAAGAAAGAAAUCAGAAAUUGUGAUAAGUGUUUGAUAUCGUCGUUGAAGUGAUUCAGUUGUUAUUUAGUUAAAUCAAAAAAGAAGAAGAAAAUAAACGCGCGUAAAUUUUGUUUCGGCAAUAAGCAACGAUCUUUAACAAAACGGCCUUCACGCUGGAUAUCAUCAGUAUGGAGCCGUUUUACGACGGUGACCUCAAGGAUAUAUGGGAUUCUGACUUAGAUCCGUCGGAAACCCUUAAGCUCACAACAGAUUCAGAUAUGACAGAUUGGUUUCUGGAUCGUGAUGUCAAAAUGCCUGCUGUCAUAUUAAAUGAUAAAUUAAUAUCAGAUGCAUUACUUGGUAACCUGCCAAUUAAAUCAGAACAUUCAUACAGUCUUAAUUCAGAUGGUGAUUCAAUGCCUGAUUCGCCAAAAAGUCUGCACACAAAAAUGGAUGAUAUGGACGAUGAAUGUUAUCCAUCUAUACCAAUGAAAACAGCAACCAGCAACACACGUCGCGAUCCAUCAGCACACAUCAGUCUGUCAUCAUCAUUGGCAAGUCACCAUUCGACACUGUCUAGCAGUAAUCCAAUGCUUACAGCUUUGCCAAGUGUCAGCACAAUAAACAUUCCAAUUAGCAGCAGCUGCAACAGCACAAAUGCAUUCAGCCUUUCAAACAGCUCUGGCAAUGAUGGAACAAAAAUCACCAGCGCACCAUCAUCUUCAUCAUCACUUACUAAGAACCUGCGCUCAGCUAAACAACUUCAACAGCACCAACUUCAAAUGCAACAACAAAUCCAACAACAACUUCAACAACAGCAAGAACAACAACAACAAGCUCUUGCAACCAGCAUACGAAAUGAUAGUUUCUCAACAGCAUCCUCCUGCUCUGACAUCGAUAUCGAUGAAACCUGCAUUAAGGACGAGCCGAUGUCCCCAGAGUCAAGUUGCCCGCCAAGUCCAAAUUCCCAAGUUUUCACAUCGAAUGGAUCAAGUCUAAAUAUGGCCAAAAUAGCUGCUUCAACUAACUCAGAUCUCGUUUUUGAGCAUAAAAAUGGUUCCCUUCAAAUCACACCAGCCUCCAAGAGUCUCCUCAAGUCACAGCAAUAUGUUUUUGGAAAUUCAGGUCAAAACAUAAUCAUACCAAAAGUAAACAUCAAAAUGGAACCAACUCAGCAAAAUGGUCAAGUCUUUGGACUGCCACCAACACCGCCAUCAUCGUUGCCCAGCGACGAAUCAGAAGGAAAUCAAAGUCCUGAACAUCAUUUGGUUUCACCAAUGUCUCCACCUGCACAACAACAAAUAAAUCUCUCUUCGUCGUCAUCGGCGACAGGAGCAACAGCAGCAGCAACAACCUCCUCCUCAUCAUCAUCAUCGUCAUCGUCUUCUACACCAACAUCGCGAAGAAGCACACACAGCUCGCACAGUGCAUCUAGCUCACCUGUUUCACAUGCCAGCAAUUCAUCGAGGACAUACAGUGGCUCCUCGACAAGGCAGCCUAUUCAUACGCCAUUAAUCAGUUCACAACCGAAAGGAUCAACUGGCACCCUAAUGUUAACUGAAGAAGAAAAACGCACACUUUUGGCUGAAGGCUAUCCAAUUCCAACAAGAUUGCCUCUAACAAAAACCGAAGAAAAGUCAUUGAAGAAAAUUAGAAGGAAAAUCAAAAAUAAGAUAUCUGCACAAGAAAGUCGUCGAAAAAAGAAAGAAUACAUGGACCAGCUGGAACGUCGAGUUGAAGUUUUGGUCAACGAAAAUACAGACUACAAAAAAAGAGUUGAUUCUCUUGAAGAUUCAAAUGCCAGCCUUCUUAGUCAAUUGCAUAAGCUUCAAGCUCUAAUUAAUAAACAAAAUGCCAAAAAAGCUUAAAAAUGCUUACAAAAUAAAAAAAAAAUAAAAACAAAAUUAAUGAAUGAAACUACAAAAGUUAUAAUAUUUUUCUCAUUUUUCUCAAAUUUUUUUUAAAUAACAAAAUAAACAAAAAAAAUAAAUAUAAACAAAUAUA